CUAUACUCUACAUGUAUACUAGUGCACUCUAGGCCCAUACUAGUAUUCCAUCGACGCCGUAAUCGUACCAUUGAGAAUGAAGAUCGAGGACGUGCAAUCGACGGCGCGCCAGCAACGCGUCGCGGCACAUACGCACAUCAAGGGACUGGGUCUGGAUGCGCACGGGAGCGCCUUAUCAAUUGGCACGGGAAUGGUCGGUCAGGAAAAAGCGCGUGAAGCGGCGGGUGUGGUUGUAGAGCUGAUUGGAACAAAGAAGAUGGCCGGGCGUGCAACAGUGUCGGGAAUGCUUGUAGUAUUUCAAAUUUCAUUUCUCGCGCAGGCGAGCGUUGUUGCUUGCGGGUGCCCCUGGGACAGGUAAAACAGCACUUGCUCUUGCGAUAGCUCAGGAAUUGGGCUCCAAGGUGCCAUUUUGCCCAAUGGUCGGUUCUGAAGUUUAUUCUUCUGAAGUGAAAAAAACAGAAAUUCUCAUGGAGAAUUUUCGCAGAGCCAUCGGGUUAAGAAUAAAGGAAAACAAGGAGGUUUACGAAGGUGAGGUGACUGAAAUCACCCCAGCAGAGACUGAAAAUCCCUUGGGAGGCUACGGACGAACGGUCAGUCACGUUAUUCUUGGUUUGAAGACCACCAGGGGUGCUAAGCAGCUGCGACUUGAUCCUAGCAUCUAUGAGCAGAUGCAAAAAGAGAAGGUCGCAGUUGGUGACAUCAUUUAUGUAGAGGGAUCCACAGGGGCGGUAAAGAGAGUUGGACGUUCGGAUGCUUAUGCAACCGAAUUUGAUCUGGAGGCGGAAGAGUACGUGCCCCUCCCAAAAGGAGAUGUACAUAAGAAGAAAGAGGUCAUUCAGGAUGUGAGUCUGCAUGACCUUGAUGUGGCAAACGCACGACCUCAAGGUGGUGGGAGUGAUCUAGCAACUGUGAUGGGCUCUGUGCUCAAACCAAAAAAAACAGAGAUAACUGAGAAGCUUCGCACCGAAAUAAAUCGUGUUGUUAAUAGAUACAUCGACCAAGGCACCGCAGAACUAGUGCCUGGCGUUCUCUUUGUGGACGAAGUCCAUAUGUUAGACAUCGAAUGCUUUACAUACUUAAAUCGCGCUCUCGAAUCUAGCCUGGCUCCCAUAGUGAUAUUUGCAACAAAUCGCGGUGUAUGUACUAUCCGCGGCACAGAUGUUGUCUCGCCUCACGGUAUUCCUGUUGACCUCUUAGAUCGCAUGUUGAUUCUUCGUACCAUGCCCUAUUCGCUAGAGGAGAUAAUCCAAAUUAUGUCGAUUCGUGCGGAGACCGAGUCUCUUGAUAUUGAGGACCAAGCCCUCGCCGCCCUUGGAGAAAUUGGCGUAAGAACUUCACUCCGUUAUGCUGUCCAAAUGCUGGCACCGUCAAAGAUCCUCGCGGAGACAAAUGGACGCACGUCUAUCCACCUUAGCGACAUUGCGGAAGUAGACGACCUAUUCUUUGAUGCGAAGGCCUCCGCAGCGAUAUUGGCUAACUCCGAUGGUUAUCUUGCUUAGGUGCAAGAUCGCUGAGGUGGGCCAAAAAGUUGAUAAUCACCUGUCGUGAGGGUCGCAACUACCACAAAAUUGUAGCCAAAAUUGUAUCGAAGUGCCAGUUGUGAAGCAAUCCGAGCUACAACUUAGUGCAAACAAACAAAUUCUAGAUCCACGGGGACAUUUUGCCUUAAGUUUGAUGAAAGUGGUCACGGUAGGCCGCAUCGUCGAGUAGUAUAGGGAUUAUGUAUACUUUAUGUCCCAUCCUGACGGACUCGAAAACGAACAAAAUUAGUCCCCCGCCUAAAGGCGUGGAACGAAUUUCAUACAUUUUGUGGGAAUGAGCGAAGUCGCCACGGCAACGCAGGUAUUGGCGAAGCCAAUGCCGAGUAGGGGAUGGUGGCGACGUCACGGUGGGAGCGAAGCGACCGAGCGCGUCCGCCCUCGGUGGGAAGAGC
This is a messenger RNA of Pelagomonas calceolata, 1933 nucleotides long. NCBI's taxonomy places the organism in Eukaryota, Pelagophyceae, Pelagomonadales, Pelagomonadaceae. The record is from the annotation of a GenBank genome assembly.